AUGUCCAGUGCCUUCGCUCUCGAUACCAGUCAUGUUACCCCAGGAGAAGAUGCAUUGAACGAGCUUUUCGAUGCUGUUAUUCGCCAGUUCUCGGACACCCCCAUUUCUCCAGCAGGCUCCGAGUACCUGAACGAUGUCUAUGGAGAUUCUGAUAUUGAGAGGCAUAGAUCUUUUGAUGGCAGUGUGCAUUCGAUCCAGCAUUCUUCGAGCUAUACCCCCAGCCCAUUAUCUCAACACUCGUCUUCUCAGAUACCAUCUCGGCCAUCUCCCUCACAGACCUCUUCAUCUGGACAAUCCCGUCCUUCAAGACCACUUCCACGGCCGCCAGGGGCAUCGAGUGCCCCCACAAUCCCCACAAUCCCUACAACGAAUACAAAUAUCCCCCAAUCUUCAUUCUCACAGUCAACUCCGUCUGCACCUCAAGUCAUUGAUGCCCCUACACCUUCGUCUGACAGAAAAUCCCGCAUUUAUUCACGAGCACAGCCGAACUUGGAACCUAUAGUGGACGCGCCAAUCGACAAUGCCGCUGGACCGUCUGGCUCGCAGCAGCCAUGGAGUGGCGAAGCUGACAACAUCCCCCCGACUUCGCCAUCUACAGAAUUUCCCGAGCAUAACGCUUAUCUGCCAGGAUAUGUCCGUUAUGCGGCAGAAGACCCCAAUGCAACUGCAUCUUUAGGCCGUGCGCCGGAAGGUAUUGAUGCUUUUAUACCGCACUAUGAGGGCCCACCCUCAUCAGAACCGUACGAGGAAUCUGUGGUGUCGGGGGAGUCUGGGUAUGACAGUCGCUACCAAAGCAUCAUGGAUCCUCAUUACCAAAGUAUUGAAUCUGGAGAAUCAAUAAGAGAGAGAUGGGAGAGAGCCCCUGAUGUUUCGACUUUUAUCGACGGGUACCUUCCUAUACUCAAUCCCCCAAAUCCCUCCGUCUCUCGGAUACCCCGUCCAGCAGACAGCAUUCACGAAGAACCUGAGCCAUAUGAGCCAUCGGUAUCGGAUUAUACGAUUCCAGAGGCGCUUAACGACAAUGCACGUUCACAGACAAACGAUUCUUAUGAAACUAACCAUAACGACUGGAACGACCCGGGCCCAAGCAAUCUUAUUAGAAACCCUACUCAGCUCAUCCAGCAAAUUGCUCGUUUUCAGUCAACACACCUGGAGUUACAUGAAAAGGAAGGCGAUCCUUUUGAUGAAGAUGACCGGAGAUUUAUCAAUCCUGCCUUAUUGUCGCACCUUGCAGUACAACUGCGCGAUAAAGUCACCCGCGACACCCAUGUAAAAGGAAGCAUACCAUAUCCACGGUCAUUCACUGGCAAAGAUAUUGUGUCAACUAUCCAUUGCAUCAUCCAAGAAAGAAUGGGAAGGGAGCAUAGUUAUACCCCAGACCGCAAAGCAGCACUUCUCGUCGCUCGAAGCCUACAGACAAUGCUCUUUUUCUACGAGGUAGAGUGGGGCGCGCAAGUACUACAAGACGGCGUAGAAGACGUAUACAUGUUUAUGGAUGACCAAGAGGGUGGCUCAGACGCGCCUAUUGAGCGUGCAGAAUUGCCGACGGGGGUAAAUACGAUUCUUACGAAAUGUUAUUCAGCGAGCUGUGAUGGCGCAGGGUGUUAUGCUUAUGGUUGUCCUCGCAAGGGUAUGAAGCAAUUGGCAAGCGCGAUUGACGCACCCGAGCGGCUGAUGCGGGAAGACUGGACCAAAAAGGUUCCAACAGAAGUCCUUACGCGGCUAAGCCAAAAUGAAAUCAACCGGCAGACGAUCAUACAUAAGCUCAUCAGCAAGGAGGUGCAAUACAUUCAAGAUCUUGAAAUCAUUGAAAAGGUUUUCAUCCAACCAUUACGGACGGCGAGUCCACCCGUGAUGACACCUCUUGUUUUGUCUGAAUUCGUUGACGAGGUCUUUGGCAACAUCCUCGAACUUCUUGAAUGCAAUCGCAGGUUGCUUGAGUUUUUGGAGGUUCGUCAGCGAGAACAAUAUCCAGUCAUCCAGAGUAUCGGGGAUAUUUUUCUAGAAAUUGCAACGGAGUUUAGAAUUGUCUAUCCUACUUACGUAGGGCAUCAUCCUUUGGCUGAAAAACGCUUGAAGGAAGAGCUCGAGCACAAUUUGGAAUUUCGUCUCUUCAUCGAGAAAUGUUCUCGGCAACUCGCAGCCAGACCUGGAUCAAGUCCCCGUCUGGAUCUGAAACACUAUCUCAGUCGACCAGCGGAACAUCUACAGAAGUAUCCUGUACUUUUGGACGCAGUGUAUCGAGAGACAGAUGAAUCAAAUCCUGAUGGAGAAUUUUUGUUGGAGGCUAUCAACGCCAUACAAAACUUGCAGAAUGUUGCUCAGCUACGGACCUUCCAGUCAGCUAUGGGUAAAGGCAGCACCGGCAAGUGGGAAUGGCACAAUUUGGUUUCGGAGGAAACAAAAUCAAGUCUCACAAAUGAGGAAUGUCGAAGGCAAUCGGUAAUCUUUGAGUUGAUCAAAGGCGAAAUGGCAUAUGUCAGAGAUCUAGAGAACAUCGAGACGAUGUAUGUGCGGCCGUUGCGUAAUGCAGAACCUCCCAUCAUCCCUAUAGAACGUUUGAACCAGUUCUUAACAGAAGUAUUCCACAACUUCAACGAGCUACAUGCUUAUCAUCGGAGACUAAUGGAUAAACUUCAUGAGAUUCAGCGUGAAGAGCACCCAGUAAUCCGUAGUAUCACUCCCGCAAUCUUUGACGCUGCCUUGAACUUCCGGGAAGCCUACAUGGAAUAUAUCCCUAAUUAUCCUAUCGCCGCCUAUAGAAUUGAUGAUGAGAUGAACAAUAAUCCUGCUUUCAAGCAGUUUGUAAAUCAUACUGUUCGGCACCCAGACGCGCAUCGGCUAGAUAUGAAGAGCUUCAUCAAUAGACCAAUACCUCGACUCUUACGCUAUGAACUUCUUCUGCAGUCGAUCCUUUCUGAAACACCCCCUUAUCACGAGGACCGAAGCGAGAUUCCAACCGUCAUCGAUUUGAUCAAAACACUCGGUCGGGAAACAGAACCAGGUGUUAUAUCGUCCAAACAAAAAGUGGAGUUAUGGAAAUACAGCUCAAAUCUAGUUUUCAAACCUGGAGAACAUGUGGAUAUGGAUCUGCUGAACGAACAACGUUCUUUGAUUCAUACGGGUAAACUCCUCCGUCUGGAUAACGGGCAGGAUCGCGACGAACUUUUCGUUAUGCUCUUCGAUAACUAUUUUGUCAUGACUCAUCCAAGGGAAAAGGAUGGUAUCACCAAAUAUAUUGUUUACCGCAGGCCCAUUCCCCUCGACCUGUUGUCAUUGGUCAACUUCACAGAUAAUCCGGUUCAACGAAGCACUAGCAUUCUUCGUAACCUUUGGAAUAACGAUAGACAACCCGAGACCGCUAGUGUAUCUUCAAGAUCAGCAGACAAUGGAGAUACUCGCCAAGUGUAUCCUUUCACAAUUCACCAUAACGGACGGCUCGGUGGGCCCUAUGUUUUCUAUGCCGAAUCGGCUGCAUCCCGACUAGAGUGGAAGCAAAAACUAGACGAGUCGUUGGGUCUCAGAAAAGUUGUUCAGGAAUCUAACAAAGUCUUUGAGAUUGAAAGUCUUAGUGUCGACACCUUCAUAUUACCAGCAUUGACCACCGGACCGAAUUCUUCUGUUUGGCACGACGGUACUCUUUUCACUGGAAAAGUUACUUGUUCAGUUCCCUUCAAUACUCCCGAUGGCCGAGGACUUGUGGCGAUCGGAUGUGCAGAAGGCGUUUGGAUUGGAUAUCGUCACGACUCCCGUUCCCUGCGACGUGUUUUGCACCUGAAAAUGGUUACACAAUGUGCGAUCCUUGAAGAUUUUGGUUUGUUCCUCGUGCUGGCGGACAAGGUCCUUUUUGCGUACCAUCUUGAAGCCUUGGUGCCUACAACACCUGGUAGCAUACAUGCAUCUCAAACGCCCCAAAAGAUAAACGGAAAGGAUGUUCAUUUCUUCAGCGUCGGUGUUCUAGAUGGGAGAACACUUGUGAUAUACAUGAAGAAAAAAGGGGUCUGUUUGUAUUCUUAUUUUAGACUGCCCUUUGUUGAUCUUUUUCUGCAGAACAACAGCGAUAGUGUAUUUCAUGCUGUCGAGCCAGUCAUUGGCAAAAUCAACGAACGCCCCAAAGCCAGUGGCAGCAGAAGUUACCUGUUCAGGAAAACUCCCCCGGAAUGGUUCCGCCCGUACAAAGAGUUUUCCUUUCCAGACGCUCACGACUUGAUCUUCCUGAGGGCAAGAAUUGCGGUUCUUUGUGCAAAGGGCUUCAUGAUCAUGGAUCUGAAGGACUAUAAAAGUGUAACAAUCCCGCAACGCGAUGACCCAAAACAUCCGUACCUUGCGAAACGUUGCGACUCAUGUCAUCCAAUGGGGCUGUUUCGUUCUCGGGAAGACGAGUUUUUGUUGUGUUACAACGAGUUUGGUCUUUUCGUUGACAGACAUGGCCAUCCCAGUCGGUCGACGGGUAUUAUCGAAUGGGAGGGGACAGCUGAUCGCGUAGCUAUGCACGCUCCCUAUGUGCUUUUAUUCGACACGCGAUUUAUAGAAAUCCGGCACCUAGAAACAGGUCGACUCGUUCAAAUUAUUUCAGGCAACGACAUUCGAUGCGUUUGGGACGGUCGUAGCCUCGAUAGCAAUAUGGCAGUUACGUCUGCAGACGGAGCUGAAGAUCGCAUGGAGCAAGAACCUCGAGUACACGCAGUGAUGAACAUGACAGAUCUUCCUUUACAGCCAGGAGGUCGCACUGUUCAUCGUGGUGUUAUGCAGCAUGUCUUCGAAUUAUUCCCCACCAUACCUCUCUAUCUCCCAGGCUCACUCUCCUCACCGACAACGGCUCCUUACUUCCCUCUAUCCUUUUCACCACCACGCUCGCCACCUCUUCGACCACAUCACAUUUGA
Messenger RNA from Psilocybe cubensis, 4884 nucleotides. RefSeq lists its product as uncharacterized. The transcript has 19 exons. NCBI's taxonomy places the organism in Eukaryota, Fungi, Basidiomycota, Agaricomycetes, Agaricales, Agrocybaceae. Gene Ontology annotation, biological process: intracellular signal transduction. The record is from RefSeq and is a predicted model, not a curated record. Gene Ontology annotation, molecular function: guanyl-nucleotide exchange factor activity. Bases 1 to 4884 code for a protein of 1627 amino acids.